Messenger RNA from Closterium sp. Naga37s-1, 979 nucleotides. The record is from the annotation of a GenBank genome assembly. NCBI's taxonomy places the organism in Eukaryota, Viridiplantae, Streptophyta, Zygnematophyceae, Desmidiales, Closteriaceae.
AGUACGUGCACACGGUGCUGAACGCCCUCCCCAAGGACAUGCACCCCAUGACGCAGCUCUGUCCAUUGGCGUCAUGGCGCUGCAGAAGGGCAGCCGCUUUGCACGAGCGUACCACGAGGGCAUGCCCAAGAGCAAGUACUGGCACCUCGCGUAUGAGGAUGCGCUUGACUUAAUUGCUACUCUGCCCCAGGUAGCGGCGCACAUCUACAGGCACACGUUCAAGGACGGCAAGAUCAUCCCACCCAAUGACAAGCUCGACUACGCCGCUAACUUCGCGCACAUGCUGGGCUUUAACGACCCCCAGUUCCACGACCUCAUGCGCCUCUACCUCACCAUCCACGCGGAUCACGAGGGAGGCAACGUCAGCGCCCAUGCCACCCACCUGGUGGGCAGCGCCCUCUCAGACCCCUACCUCUCCUUCGCGGCUGGCCUCAACGGUCUCGCGGGUCCUCUGCACGGCCUCGCCAACCAGGAGGUGCUGCGGUGGCUUGAGGAAGUCAAAGCGGACGUGGGGGAGGAAGCUGGAAAGGACGAGCUGAGGGACUUCGUGUGGCGCACGCUGCAGAGCGGCAAGGUUGUGCCGGGCUAUGGCCACGCAGUGCUGAGGGUGACGGACCCGCGCUACAGCUGCCAGCGCCAGUUCGCUCUCAAGCACCUGCCUCAUGACCCCACGUUCAAGCUCGUAUCCAACCUCUACGAGGUGGUGCCGCACAUCCUCCUUGAGACAGGCAAGGUGAAGAACCCCUGGCCCAACGUGGACGCUCACAGUGGCGUGCUGCUGCAGCACUAUGGGCUCACCGAGGCCAGCUACUACACGGUGCUCUUUGGCGUCUCGCGAGCCAUGGGAGUGCUCUCUCAGCUCGUGUGGGACCGCGCCCUGGGUUUUGCCAUCGAGCGCCCCAAGAGCAUCACGCUCGACUGGAUCGAGGAGUUUGCUUCGGACAAGGCGCAUAAGGAGGAGCUCGAGCACAAGCACUAG